Messenger RNA from Cylindrotheca closterium, 1533 nucleotides. Lineage: Eukaryota; Bacillariophyta; Bacillariophyceae; Bacillariales; Bacillariaceae. The record is from the annotation of a GenBank genome assembly.
AUGUUGGCAAGAAGUGCGGUGCGAAAAGUUCCAGCUUGUCUCAAACCGAGAAAUGUCCCAACUUCAAGAACAAAGGCUACCAAUAGAGCCCCAAUAAAUCAAAUCAUUGUAAAACACUCUGAAAUUGCCAAUGGAUCUCUGAAACGCAAAGCACCUGCCUGUGGAUGGCGUAAGACGAUUGUUUCGUCAUCUUCGUCGUCGUCGUCACCAUCAUUUUCAUCCGUCGUCGAUGAUGACGCCGCCGGAACGAAUACCAACACGCCAGAUGAGAUCAGUAUCGGCAAAGAACGAUUUGAAAAAUUAGAAGUCGACAUGGAAGAAUUACAAAAGUUAGCGGCCAUGAGGUGCACACCUCUCAGUUUGGCAGACAUGUACAAAUAUGCUGUCGAUUUCAGCAAUCAAGAACAACGCCUUCGAAAUGCGCAAUUUCUACACAAGGAAUUGCCCAUUCGGAUUGCCCAACGGGCCGUCGACUUGUUGACUCUGCCACACGGAUUGAGUGAUGCACAUCCUGUCCAACAAAUUGCCCACAUGUAUUUGUCUUACCUGCAGAAAUUUCAAGAAUUUCCAGUGCCCACGACACCGGAAGAAGAACACGAGUUUACCGACUUGCUUCAAAAAAUUGUUGUGAAUCGGUCUUCCAUCCCCAAGGCCAUUGCUCGCGGAGUGGACGUGUGGCGCAAGAACCAUGGUCCAGCUGAACUGCAGGUGGUCCGAUUGCAACAAAUGGAAGAAGCCUUGUAUCGAUUCUUUACGGCUCGGGUGGGACUCCGAUUCUUGAUCGAGCAUCACAUUUUGACUUCGCCGCAUCAUGCGUCACGGAGCUUAUUGCAAAAAUCACACCCCAGCAUGUCGGAAAAUGAAGACAUGUUUGGUUGCAUCCAAACAGAUUGCGAUACCAUUCGUGAGAUUAAAAAUGUGGUGGAAACGAUUACCAUUCUCACUCAAGAUUUAUUUGGAAUCUGUCCAGAAAUACAAGUUGUUGAUGCCACGCAAGGGGAACAUGAUUCCAAGUUUACCUAUGUGCCACAUCAUUUGCAAUACAUGGUGGGGGAAUUGUUGAAGAAUUCCUGUCGUGCCACUGUCAAAAGAUACCUUGAAAGUGAAGCCAAUGGCGAAACAAUUCAAAUGCCACAAAUACGUGUCGUGGUAGUCAAGGGAAAAGAGGAUGUUACCAUCAAGGUUGCUGAUCGAGGUGGGGGUAUUCCUCGGUCGCAAAUGUCCAAUAUUUUGCGAUUUGCCCAAAGCUUCUCAACCGAAGACGACAACAAGGGGUCUGUCCUGGAUUUUGAUUCGGACGACGAAGUCACGGGUACGACCAAUCUUCGUGGAUUUGGACUUCCACUGGCCAGAAUUUACGCUCGGUAUUUUGGUGGAGAACUGACACUCAAGAGCAUGGAAGGAUAUGGAUUGGAUGCCUACUUGCAAUUGCCUCGGUUGGGAGAUUCUUGUGAAAACUUGCCACUGCCUGUGAAAUUCAGUCCAGGAGAAUUGAACUCGAAUCCACCGCGACGAGUGGGCGGGGCACUAUAG